GGUACCAAGAGUCUCUAUUCUUUUUAAUGGGGUUGGGGACAUUGGUAAGGAUAAACAACUUCGUCGCUUUAUGAAAGUUUUACAGAGGCACCGGCUCGACCCGAGCCGUCCGUCAUCUUGAUAAUCUUCUAUCCAGACUCCACCCGCCACCCGGUGUAGCCGGAAAUCUGUACGCCGUUAAAAAAAUGGCGGCCAAAGCGGCCGCGAAUGCGAUAACUUACCGGAGCGUGGCCUCCUCGAUGCCGGCAAUUUCUGGCGGGAGAUGCCGUUCCUCCAGGACUUGGAAUUCGGUUCGCCUGCCCAGAAAUCGCUGUUGCUCCUCUCUGCGAAACAAUCCCGCCGACGUCGACGGCAGCAACAGCGCGGCGGUUGUAGUCGCGAAGGACGACAAGUACGGCAGCAAACAGAUCAUCAGCCUCACUGCUCGCCUCUACGAUUACAUCCUCUCCAACGUCCGGGAACCGGAGAUCAUGCGGCAACUUCGUGAAGAGACAGCCGCCAUGCGAGGGAGUCAGAUGCAGGUAUCUCCCGAUCAGGCGCAGCUGCUGGCGAUGCUGGUUCAGCUGAUUGGCGCCCAAAGAUGCAUUGAAGUAGGCGUCUACACUGGAUAUUCAUCGCUGGCUGUUGCUCUGGUGUUACCUGAAUCAGGCUGUUUGGUUGCCUGUGAAAGGGAUUCAAAAUCUCUUGAGGUUGCUAAAAGGUUCUAUGAAAAGGCUGGCGUCGCCCACAAGGUGAUUGUGAAGCAUGGAAUGGCAGCAGAUAUUCUGAGGUCUCUGAUUCUCAAUGGCGAAGCCGGCUGUUAUGAUUUUGCAUUCAUUGACGCGGAGAAGAGAAUGAACCACGAGUAUUUUGAACUGCUGCUACAACUGGUAAGGGUUGAUGGUGUCAUUGUGAUUGACAAUGUCCUUUGGCAUGGAAAAGUUGCUGAUCCCUUGGUUAGUGAUGCCAAGACUGAGAGCAUCAGAAACUUCAACCGAAGGAUUAUGGAGGAUGAGCGAGUAAGCAUCAGCAUGGUACCAAUUGGCGAUGGCAUGACAAUAUGCAAGAAAAGGUUGAUGAAGAUGAACAUGGACGACAUCCCUCAGAGUCUACACGUAAUUUAAUCGAUGUAAUCGAUAUACAGUUUCUGGAGGGACAUAUGCCCAAGCAACUUAGCUAAUACAUUGAUCCAGAAGUCUGUGGAGGAUGACGGCUUAUAUGGAAGGUUCAGUAACGAGCUAAGUUCCUUUCUGUGACUAAACUAAAAACCGAUCAUUGAUCGCAGCUCUGGUUUUGGCCUGCUGCACCGUACUUCCCUUGCUUAUCAGGAAACCAGCAAUUUUGUUUGCUCUUUCUUCUGUUUCAGCAUAAGGUUCAUAUAUAUGUCAUUGUAAUGAAAAUGUAACGUCAUGACUGGAAAUCACUUUCCAAAUAUAUGAA
Molecule: messenger RNA, 1419 nt
Organism: Linum tenue
Lineage: Eukaryota; Viridiplantae; Streptophyta; Magnoliopsida; Malpighiales; Linaceae
Source: the annotation of a GenBank genome assembly